Amyelois transitella is the source of this 2586-nucleotide messenger RNA. It is a transcript of the gene barr, whose product is annotated as condensin complex subunit 2. Gene Ontology annotation, molecular function: chromatin binding. Bases 176 to 2269 code for a protein of 697 amino acids. Gene Ontology annotation, biological process: mitotic chromosome condensation. Gene Ontology annotation, cellular component: condensin complex. The transcript has 12 exons. Lineage: Eukaryota; Metazoa; Arthropoda; Insecta; Lepidoptera; Pyralidae. The record is from RefSeq and is a predicted model, not a curated record.
ACUUAAACGGUCGUUGUGAUUUUGAUUUCAUUUGUCGAAUUUGGUUUGUUGUUUUGAUAUUGCAAUUGCAAUUGUCCGAAUAAAUACGACAUUUUUUCAUUAUUUGAGCGAUGAGUUGUUUGUGAAUUAUACUGAUUGUGUUUAUGAAUGACUUUGCAUUCAAAUAUUAGCAAAUAUGAUAGAAACACCUAUAUCAUCUACUCCAGGGUUGACGAGAUUGAGUCUUGGCGGGAGCAGUAACAGUUCGAUAAGACGACGAAGUCUUAUUCCUAAAACCAAAUCUAGAGAUGAACACCAAGACCGUAACGAUGAUGAUGCGGAAAGAUCUUCAUUGCUGGCUUCUGAGCGGGCGGUGGCAACAUCUACACCAACUACAGCUUCCCCGAGGCGAGGAAGGGAUACUAUGUCGUCUUCCCCACAGAAAGAGCACUUCCAAGGGUGUCUCAAACUCUACGCUGAGAAUAAAAUAAACAAAGACAAUGCAUGGAACCUCCAACUGAUUGACUUUAUGACGACAAUGCUAAGACGUCAUGACUCCCGCAUGGACAACCUUCAGACCGCUUCCACUGUGGUAGAUGCAUCGGCCAGAAUCUACUCAUUUAGAGUGGAUGCCGUACACUAUGAUGUUCUGAAGAUGGCUGGCGGACUAAGCAAAGCUGCUCAAACAAAAAGAGGCAAGAGAGACGACGACGAAGCGGCGCCCGAGGACGCGGCGGAGGGCGGAGCGCCCGCGAAGGCCAAGAAGAAGAAGAGGUCGAAGGGCGCAGUGGCGGCAAACCCGGAAGUCUUUAAUGGCGAUUUUGAUUCCAAUGAUUAUAUCGACCCAUUCUUCGAGAGACUGGCCGCGACGACUGGCGAUGUGACGUCAUCAAACAGAGCAUUCAACGCGACGCUUCCUAUUCACGACUCGACGUUAGCUUUAAUUCUGAGGACUGAUGACAAAUUUCUGGAGCCGAUCAAGGAGAAUAUCCCGGAGGACAUUGACCUCUCGGUCACCAUCUCGCUGGCAACCAAGCUGCUACCAGUGUUCAGUGAAGGCGACCACAUCUGUGAACCCUUCACAGGUUUCUCCAUCAGUAACUGGGACCCAAAUACUGAGGACAGUAACACACGCGUCAACAACUGGGUGGAAGACAACCGUCUGAACUUGUCCCAACAAGCCCUGGCGUUCGAUAUCAAUGCUGAAGUGGAGCCCAUACCGGCAGACGAAGCUCAUAAUGAUUUAUUUGACGACGACCCGCUGGGCGGCAUCGACAGCGAGGAGGAGGCGGAGGCGGCGCUGGCGGCGUGCGCGGCGCGCGGGCCCGCGGCGCCGGCGCGCCUCGCCGACAUGCGGCCGGCCGCCGCGCGCGACUCCCGCCUGGAGUACUCCUACUGCGGCUCCGUCGUGGCCGCCUGGGCCGGCCCUUCGCAUUGGAGGUUGAAGAACAAUCGAGCAUCAAAACAGUCCGAGCGGACUCAAUCUACUGGCGGUCGUCUCACCGUAGAAAGCAAAAAGCCGGCACGGACGAAACGUCAGCUAGACUUCCUCGGCGCGGGGCUGACGUUCGAUUCCCGGGCCGAGCCCACCGGGGAAUACGAACCCACACAGCCCGCUAAGAUCAUGAUCAGUAGGAAGACGUUAGCUACAGGACACACGUGGAAUGAAGCUAACUUCAAGACGCCUAUUGAUCGCGGUUUAGAUGAGUCCCAUUUCCGGAAGCUGUUCAUCAGACGCAACGUGAUGAUGCUUCGCAAACGAGAUUUAGAAGCGAGUCGCAAGGGUCCGGACCCCGCGCCCGAGCCCCUGACGGUGGAGGAAGCGAGGGAUUACGACUAUAAUAACGAAAAUGACGCCUCCUACUGCCCUAAUAAUAUGCAGGAGGGCGACGAGUGGGGCCCCGAGGACGGCGCGGCGUGCGGGCUGCACGAGCAGGCGAGGGCGGAGCCCGAGGAGAUCGGCGACAUGCUGGAGCCGCCCACCAAGGUGGCGAAGAUUUUCAUUCCGUACGCGAUGCGAGCGAAAAAAGUGGACAUGAAACAGUUGAAGCAUUGCACUUGGAAAAUGCUGACGGAAAAUACACCAGAAGGUGGCAAGGAAGAAGUCUCCAAAACUACUUUCUUUUCAGUCUAUUCAAAUUUGCCGAACAAACUUUCUUCUAACAUGCGAGAGUCGCUUAGUGUGCCAUUAGCUUUAUUAUCAGUGUUACAUCUAGCGAACGAAAAAGGUCUAGUGUUAGAGAAGAGAGACGAUUUGAAUGACAUCGGCAUUUUGGGACUUAUAAAGUAGUAGUUCAAAUUCAAUUAUUUAUUGAAGUAGGUUGAUAGUAUGGCUUAUCGAAGCCUGAAACUUAUCAGGGCUCGGAAUUAACUUUUGCGAAGUGUACUUAUCUUACAGGCGGCGAUCGAAGUAAGAUGGCGAUUUAUUUAUUAGUAUUUUUACUCAAAAUAUUUGGAUUCAAAGUGAGUAUGACAAACAAUAUGUUUAAAUGCAGAACUAUAAAAAAUACGUAAUCGUUCGUUGGUUCUAAUAGCCUGUUAAAUUAAAAAAAAUAAUUCAAAGGCCCUGUUAAUAAUAAUUUUAUACAAUUUUUAUAGAAAUCGAAA